Nicotiana tabacum (common tobacco) is the source of this 1071-nucleotide messenger RNA. NCBI's taxonomy places the organism in Eukaryota, Viridiplantae, Streptophyta, Magnoliopsida, Solanales, Solanaceae. The record is from RefSeq and is a predicted model, not a curated record.
AUGCAAAAGGAGCAUGGAUUUUUUAUUGUUGCACUUAUGGAGCCCAAGCAGAAGAAGAGAUUUAUUCAGAAGUAUAGAAGGAGAUUGGGAAUGGAAGCAGCUAUUUCAAAUGUUAAUGAAAAGAUUUGGUUGUUCAUUGAUGCGUUGGUGGAGUUUGAUGUACUGAUUGACACUGACCAAAUGCUGACAAUCGAAGUGUAUCAUAGGGAACUAGGUAAGUACAUGAUGAUGACCUUUGUCUAUGCUAAAUGUUGUGCAUUAGAGAGGUUAGAAUUAUGGGACAAUUUGUAUUAUUUGGCUAGUGACAUGGAAUUGCCCUGGUUAGUUGGAGGGGAUUUCAAUGUAGUUCUUGGAGAAGAUGAGAAGAAAGGGGGCUACCAGUAUAUCCACCAAAGGAGUCCUUUUACCUGGUGGAAUGGAAGGCCUAAUGAGGAAUGCAUCUUCAAAAGAUUGGAUAUGAUUCUUGUGAAUAUGCCUUUCCAAUCCUUGUUUCCAACAAUUGAAGCGGAGCAUCUUAUAAGGACAGGCUUAGAUCAUGCACCAUUGUUAAUGAGCUGUGGAGAGGAAGCAAUGAUAUUUGUGAAGCCUUUUAAGUUUUUGAAUUUCUGGACAAAACAUGAUUCUUUCAUGGAAGUGGUGAAGCAGAAUUGGGUUGCAGACUUUAUAGGGGACCCUUUCUUAAUGUUCAAGCAAAAGCUGAAGAGGGUCAAGAUUGCUCUAUCAAAAUGGAGUAAAUUGACAUAUGGUGACAUUUUUAAACAAUUGGCUAUAAGGGAGGACAUAGUGAGAGUUAAGGAGAUGCUGUUUGAGGAGGACCCUUCAUCAGAGAAUAGGGUGGUUCUACAGCAAGCACAAGCUGAACUUAAAAAAUACCUGAGUAUAGAGGAGCAGUAUUGGAAACAAAAAGCAGGAAUGACAUGGUUUGAGGAAGGAGAUAGAAACACAAGAUUUUUCCAUAAUUGUGUCAAUGGGAAGAGGCAAAAGUUGAAGUUGAAAAGGAUUCAAAGCAGUGAUGGUACAUGGAUUGAAGACCUAGAGAAACUAUCUGAGGCAGCUGUGGAUUUUUUUUAG